Molecule: messenger RNA, 4735 nt
Organism: Paramecium sonneborni
Lineage: Eukaryota; Ciliophora; Oligohymenophorea; Peniculida; Parameciidae
Source: the annotation of a GenBank genome assembly
AUGAUUUUAUUGUUGAUACUCUCUUAGAUCAGAGGUAUUUUAAUGGGAUUUACAAGUUGCGAAGUAAUGAAUUUGUAAAUUUAUGAUAGGUAAACCAAGAUCAUCCUGAAAUUAUUUAUCCAUCAAAUUCAAAUUCUUUUACAUAAUCUCUUGAUAAUUAUUUUCAUGGAUAAGGUUUAACUUACUAAAUUGAUGGAAUUUAAUUUGGCGUAUAAAAUUCUACUACAUCGAGCUAGUCAACAGCAAAUUAAUCAUUUCCAGGUAUAUUUAAUUUUAAUGAAUAAUUAUAGAGAAUACGAUCUUUAUCGAUGAUGCUGCAUAAUUUAAUUGGUCAAAUCCCAAUUAUCAAUAGGACCUAUUUGCAGCUCUAGUAAUAGAGAAUAAUGAAUAUUAUGUUUAUGAGACGUCAUUGAAAUAAAAAUAACCAACUUGGAAUAAAUUGACUUACUCAUUUUCAAGUGAUAUAUUAAUUCAUUUUAGAUACUCAAACUGCUAUCUGUACAAAUGUUGCCUAUAUUUUUGACUCUGACAUUAUUGUUUCAUGUGUUACAAGAAAACAAGGAUUUUAAAUAUUUUAUUAUUUCUAAAGAAUUGUAAUAAAAAAAAUAUUUACUAAAUAUUUGCCAGGAGUACUUAUUUAGUCUCCUUAUGAAUAUGUUUUGGGUAAUUAAUUAGAAUUUUCUUAUUUGUAAAUCUUGAACAACUAAGAAAGUACUUAAUUUUAUUUCAUUAUUAUUUAGAGGAAUUCUAUGCAAUUGUUGUACAUGCUAAUUAUUUUAACCCUGAAACUAUAGUUCAUAUAUUUAAGGUUGAAUUUUAGAGAUCAUUUAAAAAACCAAAAAUGUCAGUUCUUCAUUCAAAUCAUCAUGAUAAAGCUGCUUAUGGAGCAUAUGUGGCUGAUAUUGACAAAAGUAUAAAUUUUAAUAUAUGGUAACAAUAGUUUAUUUAUUGUUUUUUGAUGCUUUGGUAGUACAUGACUUUACUAAAAAAAUACAUAAGAAUAUUAUGACAGUUGUAGAUUAAGCUUAAGGUAUGGGUGCAUAUAGAGAAUUAUAUACAAAUGGAGAAUAUAACUUAUUCAUAACUGUUGUUACUAAAAAGGGAUUAUUAUUUUAUUCAACAUCUAAUUUAUAAUCUAUUUAAAAACCACAAUUACCUUCUGAUUUUGAUACAAAUAAAAAAUUAUCAGUAAAAGUGAGUCUAUUAUAUUCCAUAAUCACUAAUAGUGCCAGUUUUGUUAUUUAUGAAAAUAGAUAUCUGUUGACCCAAGAGAAGAUUUAAUAUGGAUUCUUACAAUAUACAUAAUUGCCAGCAUUGUUAUCAAUUUUUUAUGGUUUUGGAUCUAAGUUUGUAGUAUAUCAACCUAAACAAGUUACAUUUUUUUAAAUUUAGAUACCAUACUUAUAUUCUAAAAAGACUUUUACUUAAAAUUAUAAUGUACUAAACCAAAUUUCAAUUCAAGCAACGAGUUAUGAUGGUAAAUAAUGUGUUUGUACAUUCAAUUAUGAAUUACUAAAUGUUAAUGAAAUGUUUAAUUUUGUAGCUUUAACAAAAAAUUAAACAUUUUCAGAACCAAUUUUAUUAUUUAACUCUUAAUCUAAAUUACUGCCUUUAGGUAAUUAAUUUUUUGGCAGCAAUUUAUAAUAUAAAAUUGAAGUUUAAUAAAAAUUGGAAAAAGAGUUUAAUUUAACAGAAAUCUUAUAACCAAAUACAACACUCCUCUAUAUAAAUUAAGUUGAUAUAUUAGUAAAUAAAUAUGUUGUUGCAUUUACUUAUACUUAUCAAGUUGAUGAAGAUACUUAUAUUGUUUUUACUUAAUUAACUACAAACUAUAACAAUAUUUAAAUUGAAAAAUGUAAGUUCUUGGCAUGUCAAAAGCUUGAAGCAAUUAUACUUGAUGAUUGCUUCACUACUGUUGCUGGUAUUGCUGCUUUUAAAGCAGAUAUAAUACUUUAUAUUGCAGUUGCCACUUAAAAAGAAAUAUUUAUUUUUGAUUACAAUUACAAUAAAAUGCAUGAGGAAUUUAAAAGAAGUAAGAAAGUAAGUAAUAUUGCUAAAGAAAUUCCACCUUAAAUUAUAAUUUAAAGUAUUAAUUUUGUUCAAGAAGCUUUAAUAAUAUUAACUAAUACUCCUAAUUCAAUUAUUUGUUUAGAUACACUUUUGAUUCAUUAAUAUACAAUUGCAGGAUAUGGAUAAAAUCCUAGAUAAGUAUUUACAAAUCCAUAUAUUUUUAAUGAUACAUAUUUUGUAGAUAAUCAAUUUGAAUUAUUAAUGAUUUAGAAUUACAAAAAUAAUUUUGAUAUUUAAGAGGAGACCUAAAAGAGAUAUGUCUAUUCUAUAUUUGUUUCCUUUAAUUAUCCAAAUAGUUAUAAAUAGUAAUAAAUCAAUAUUGGCAUAGUGAGAUAGGGAAUUUAUUUAAUUUAAACUUCUACUAAAAAUUAAACCUUAAUAUAGAAUGUUUAUUUUUACCCUUAUGAAUAUUUGUAUUAUGAUACUUUAUUUACUUAAACAGCAUAAUUCUAAAUGAUAAAUUUGACUUCAUUUAACAUUAGUCUAUAAUAGCCAUUUGUUUCUGGGAUAUCAAAUAAUGAUAAAUUUUAUGUUAUAGUCUUUAACACAUAAACAACUCAAUAUUAAUUAGUUAUAUUAUAACCUUCGAUAAGUGAAUAUUCAUAAAUUUAUUCAAUUUUAAAUUUAGCCUAAUUACCAACUAAUUUAAAUAUCAUUACUAUAAAUAGAGAACAUAAUUAAGUACAUGAUUCAGAAUUAAAUUUUAAUUAUGAUUUAUUAUUUUUGACAUCUAAUAUUUCUUAGACAAUAGAACAAAUCUAAGUAUUCAAAGAAGCCACUUUGUUAUACACACCAAAUAUUCAAUAAAAUAGAGUAGCUACUUUCGAAGUUACUGUUAUUGCUUAAAAUAAUUUUAACGUAAAUUUGCCAACAGUUGCCUCUUUUACAAGAUAAAUAAAGUCAACAAGAUAAGAAAUAGGAAUAAUUGAAAGAGAGAAUUAGGCAUUUUCUCCAAUAAAUACUUUAGGAUGUAUAUUCUAUUUGAAUAUUAAUCCAGCUGAUUAUUUUUUUGGUUAUGUAACUAAUUAUACUUCAAUAAAUAAAAUAGGAUACAAAUAUGAAUUAGAUUAGGAAGAUAUCUUUAUAGAUUGUUUAUAAAAAGAUAAAAAAGAUUAAGUGAUAAAUAACAGUAUAGUUCAACCAAUUAUAAGAUAAUAAGCUAAUUUCUCUUUGGUUUACACUUCAGUAACCUCAGGAAUAAUAGCAGGUUAAGAUACAGUUUAAACAUUUAUUUAAUCAGGAAGAGCUAUGUAUAUCCUAUUUGAAAUGGAAGCAUUAUAUUUAUAUACAAUUCCUGCUUUUAUUGAUGCAAACUGUAUAUUUUCAUUUGUUACUUAUGAUCCUGGAUAUUUAAUUACUGUAUGUUCUAAUAUGGAUGACACAUAUUUCUAUUAUUACAAUGGUACAAAUAAUUAAAACAGAACAAUGUUAGGUUUUUCAGCAUACAACUUACUUAAUAAUUAAUCAUAUCCAAAUUUGAUAUCAGCUUAAUUUUAACUUAAUUUUUUAGCACUUUAAUACAAUGAAUUUGUUUUAACUGUUAAAGUUAAUGCCACAAAUGAAACAUUAGAAUUAUUAAAUCCUAAUUAAUAUAAUUUUAAUUAUCCAUUUAAAAGUUAUUCAUUAUUUGUUGUUGAUGCUUAAGAAUUGGAAAGAUAAAAUUACACAAGAGAUAAGAGUGCCUCUAAUAAAUAGAAUGCAAGUUAAUUUUUAGCUAAAAUGGAUGCAGGAAUUAUAGUUUUAUAUUAAAACUCUAUUUUAUAAUUCUUUUAUAAAUAAAUUUCUCAAUUUGGAGCUUAUUAAUAAAUUUUGCCAAGUAUUUUUAUAUUUUAAAUAUAAUUUAGAUGGUAUAGAAAUUCUCAGUGUUAAUUCCAUUUCUAUUGGUUGGAUAACAAACACUUAUUUGUCAACACCUUUUUUAAUAUCAACUACUUAUGCUUCUUAUUUAUUUUAGGUAACUUUACCAAUCCUUUAAAGAAGUGGUCAACCUAAUAUAGACCUUAUAUAUAAACUAAUCUCAUUUGCUAAAUAUAAGACUUUGGGAAUCUAUUGUGGAGGUAAUGCCAUUGUUGGAUUCUUUUAUACUGAUUCAAAUGAAAAAGGAUAUCCUGAGUAUGUCUUUGGUCUUUAUGGUAUUCCAACACUUAAAGACUUUACUUAAGAUUUAACCCUUAAAGUAACAUUCAACCCAGAUAAAGUUUAUUAACAUGUUGGUUCAUCUGUAGGUUUUGUGGGCAUCUAAAAUUUAACUAAUUAUACUAUUAGUAAUCCUAUUAUUACUAAUAACUAAACUAUUUUGUAUCAAGUUAAUUAAACAUAAUUCUAAUAUCUAUUUGUCAGUAAUCUAAUUAAAAUAACUGUCAAUUAAGUAGAAUGUAUUAAUACUUAAACAAUUAAAUAUUCACUUGGUAUUACUCAAAUUGAAUUGAUUGCUUAUAAUAAUUUUACUUCAGAUUUCUCCAGAAAUUCUUUCAUGAUUACUAACUAUUAUCCAGAUUAUACAUUCUGGGAUACAGAAAAAAGAAGAAGAAACUUUUGGUGGUAAUUUGGUGUCGGAGCUAUCAUGUUUUUCAUUAUUAUUGGAGUUCUAACAUUUUUAUGCGUCAAUUCAAAUAAAAUUGUCGUAUAUCAAGAAAGAAUCUUAUAAAGUGAAAUUGAAUAAUGA